Impatiens glandulifera is the source of this 621-nucleotide messenger RNA. RefSeq names its product WD-40 repeat-containing protein MSI4-like. Bases 1 to 621 code for a protein of 206 amino acids. The transcript is spliced from 6 exons. Lineage: Eukaryota; Viridiplantae; Streptophyta; Magnoliopsida; Ericales; Balsaminaceae. The record is from RefSeq and is a predicted model, not a curated record. Gene Ontology annotation, biological process: regulation of gene expression. Gene Ontology annotation, molecular function: histone binding. Gene Ontology annotation, cellular component: nucleus.
AUGGAGAUCGAUUUGAAGGGAGGCAUAAGGGGUUUACCCCGCAUUUCUUCAUAUUUCUUGGUUGAGAAAGCUGAUGCUGACCUUCAUUGUGUUGAUUGGAAUCCACACAAUGUUAAUUUUAUUCUUACAGGAUCGGAUGAUUAUACCAUAAGCAUGUUUGACCGUCGAAAUCUUAAGUCUGGAGGGGUUGGAUCACCUGUUCAUGUAUUUGAGGGUCAUGAUGCUGUUGUUCUCUGUGUACAGUGGUCUCCAGACAAGUCAUUUGUUUUUGGCAGUUCAGCAGAAGACGGUAUUUUGAACUUGUGGGAUAUUGAAAAGAUUGGUAAGAAGCAGGAAACCAGUGGAUCAAGAUAUUCAAGUUAUCCACAAGGCUUGUUGUUCAAACAUGCAGGGCACAGAGACAAAGUUGUUGAUUUUCACUGGAACUCCUGCGACCUUUGGACAAUCGUCAGUGUGUCAGAUGAUGAAGAAAGUACAGGUGGUGGUGGUACUCUCUAUUUACCAUAUUCAACAAUUACUCACAAUUUGCCAUGCUUUACUUUCUUUCAGCUAGUAAUAAUAAUUAAUGAUGCCUAUUCUGAUAUUAUCCUUUGUCCACGCCAUCUACUACUGUCAGUGUAA